AUGCCCCCAAUAACGCUUUUGCCAAAGCUUGUAAUUGUCACCCUCUUCCUAGCCGCCUGCUACCAAGUCUCAACCUACCAACCCGUUCCCUACAUCAAGCAAGGCCUUCCUUCUGUCUUGACCGACCAAAAUAACUCACAAUGGUUCUCCGACGCCAUCAAAGCACCCCACGGUGACUCAAUAGACGACGAAUAUGAUGACGACCCCUCGAGUCCAGCCCACUCCAAAAAACCGACAAUCCCAGAACGCGAUUACAGUCGAACGCACAUAUCUUACGGCCAAACACAAUGCAUGCCACACUUCAACGCGCAAUGGAAACAAGCCGCACUCGACCGCAACGCUUCAUGCACACAACACGCACCGUUCCCCACCCAAGAAACUCGCCGAGUAGGCUUCGCAUCCAUCACCACGGGCGCAAGUGUAGAGUCCUACCAGCGCGCCAUCCUCACGCAAAUGUUUCACGCCGCCGUACACGACACCUCAGCCCACGUGCUCUGCGAAUCGCUGACGAGUGGGAUGUGGAACAAAAUCGCCUUUUUGCUGCACCUCGUCAUGACGGAGCUGCUGAAGCCCGCGAGCCAGCGUCUUGAGUGGAUGAUGUGGAUUGACCGCGAUGCUAUCGUGCUCGACGCCUGUCGCCCGCUCUCCUCGUUCUUGCCCCCGCAGGAUCCGGCGUUUGAUAAGAUCGAACUCAUUGUCAACGAAGACAAUUAUGGCCUCAACGCCGGCGUUUUCUUGUUUAAAGUCAGCACGUGGAUGGUCGACUACCUCAGCGAUGUGCUCGCGAUUCGCCACUACCGGAAUCCCGACACCUUGCCUUUCGCCGAGCAGUCAGGCAUGGCUGCUCUGAUGCAGGAGGAGAAUGCCAAGGGCCGCUUUGCCAAGGUGCCCUGGUACUGGUUCAACGCGUACCCGGAUGAAGAGGCCAGCGUGGAGAAGUACCGCCAGAAUCUGGAGCCCGAGGAUUUGGAGUUCUUCCGCGCACGCAAGGGGGAUUUCAUCGCGCAUUUUGCAGGAGAUGUGGACCGCGUGGUGAGGAUGGGGCAGUGGGAGGAUAUGGUGGAGGAAGAGGGAAAUGUGUGGGCUGGGGAGACGAAGCGCGAUAUCACUAGCGCUGUGGAGCAGUAUUGGCAGGCGUGGAGGAGUGGGACGUUGACGAUGAAACAUAUGACUGGCGAGGAUGAGGAGGCUGCAGCGUUGAGAAAGGAAAAGGAGGCGGAGAUGAGGGCGAAGAAAGAGGAAGAAGAGAAACAAGAAAAGGAGAAGGAAGAAAAAGAGAGAAAGGAAAAGGAGAAAGAGGAAGAAGAGAGAGAGAAGGAGAAGCAGAAAGAGGAAGUACGCCAAGACUUGGACCGGUGA
Messenger RNA from Plenodomus lingam JN3, 1359 nucleotides. RefSeq lists its product as uncharacterized. Lineage: Eukaryota; Fungi; Ascomycota; Dothideomycetes; Pleosporales; Leptosphaeriaceae. Gene Ontology annotation, biological process: protein N-linked glycosylation. Gene Ontology annotation, cellular component: Golgi membrane. Gene Ontology annotation, molecular function: glycosyltransferase activity. The record is from RefSeq and is a predicted model, not a curated record.